AUGCUGCCACUACACUGUGAGCAAGAGGGCCCUGCAACGUCCCUAGCUGCCAGCAGGCGGCGUAUACCGCCACUACACUGUGAGCAAAAGGGCCCUGCGUGCCCCGGCGCCAGCAGGGGGCGCUGGCCACCAGUCCCGGCGGCGUGUGAAUGUGCACCUGUGUGCCUGCAACGCUCCCCCCAACCCCCGGCCCGGCGGCGUGCAUGUCUGCGCCUGCGCCGCACCCGCCCUACCGGCGACGCGCCGCUGUGCAUCUCUGCCCUGCGCGCGCCUCCCCACGGGGACCGGGCUGCCGCGCAUCUCUGCACCUGCGCCGCAGAGCGACAGCGCGCGGCCCCUCUCUGCGCCGGCGCGGGCCCGCCGCUCUUCUCUGCGCCUGCGCGGGCGCGGUGCCUUUGCGAGGACGGAGCUGCGUUCGCCGCAGCACAGACCCAGAGGGCAUCGCGAGGGCGGAGCUGCAUUCUCCUCUGCACAGACUCCGGUGUACUGCGAAGGCGGAGCAGUGUUCUUCUCAGCACAGACCUGGGCGUGCGGGCCAGGGGCACCGCGAGGGCGGAGCUGCGUUCUGCUCAGCACAGACCUGGGGGACACCGCAAAGGCGGAGCACCAUUCUCCUCAGCACAGACGUUGGGGGCCCUACCUCGCUUUGGGACAACUCGGGGCAGCAUCGACGGUAGAGCAACACUCUGCAGACCUUCUUUUGAGGCAUUUCACCACCAGAAGUUUAAGAUGCAAUGGCCAGAAGACAUGAGCGUGUCACUAGAAGGACGUGUACGUGGGCUCCGGGGCUGUUGAUGACGGUGGUCUUUUGGGGUCAUCUGGGGAAUGGACAAGGCCAAGGUAAGUGCAAGGAUUUUCUAAUUCUUUGCGAGUUGGAUGCGAAUUUCGCUUUGUGAUGAAAUUAUGUUGAGUCUUUGGUUUGAUGUUUAAACAAUUUGUUAUAAUCUUCCGUCAGGUUUUUGUUACAGGGCAUUGUAAUAUCUCUGCACUAGUUAAAUUGAAAUAGAAUUAGGUGUGAGUAAAUGCAUCAAAAUUGAAGCCAUCUUUCUGAAAUUGGCUUUUCUCUGUUCUAAUUGGUGAUAUGUAUAUAUAUGUG
Symphalangus syndactylus (siamang) is the source of this 1096-nucleotide messenger RNA. RefSeq lists its product as uncharacterized. The record is from RefSeq and is a predicted model, not a curated record. NCBI's taxonomy places the organism in Eukaryota, Metazoa, Chordata, Mammalia, Primates, Hylobatidae.